Nomascus leucogenys (northern white-cheeked gibbon) is the source of this 936-nucleotide messenger RNA. RefSeq names its product olfactory receptor 4S2. Gene Ontology annotation, cellular component: membrane. Gene Ontology annotation, biological process: G protein-coupled receptor signaling pathway. NCBI's taxonomy places the organism in Eukaryota, Metazoa, Chordata, Mammalia, Primates, Hylobatidae. Gene Ontology annotation, molecular function: G protein-coupled receptor activity; olfactory receptor activity. The record is from RefSeq and is a predicted model, not a curated record.
AUGGAAAAAACAAACAACGUAACUGAAUUCAUUUUCUGGGGUCUUUCUCAGAGCCCAGAGAUUGAGAAAGUUUGUUUUGUGGUGUUUUCUUUCUUCUACAUAAUAAUUCUUCUAGGAAAUCUCCUCAUCAUGCUGACAGUUCGCCUGAGCAACCUGUUUAAGUCACCCAUGUAUUUCUUUCUCAGCUUCUUGUCUUUUGUGGACAUUUGUUACUCUUCAGUCACAGCUCCCAAGAUGAUUGUUGACCUGUUAGCAAAGGACAAAACCAUCUCCUAUGUGGGGUGCAUGUUGCAACUCUUUGGAGUACAUUUCUUUGGUUGCACUGAGAUCUUCAUCCUCACUGCAAUGGCCUAUGAUCGUUAUGUGGCUAUCUGUAAACCUCUACAUUAUAUGACCAUCAUGGACCGGGAGAGAUGCAAUAAAAUGUUAUUAGGGACAUGGGUAGGUGGGUUCUUACACUCCAUUAUCCAAGUGGCUCUGGUAGUCCAACUACCCUUUUGUGGACCCAAUGAGGUAGAUCACUACUUUUGUGAUGUUCACCCUGUGUUGAAACUUGCCUGCACAGACACGUACAUUGUUGGUGUUGUUGUGACAGCCAACAGUGGUACCAUUGCUCUGGGGAGUUUUGUUAUCUUGCUAAUCUCCUACAGCAUCAUCCUGGUUUCCCUGAGAAAGCAGUCAGCAGAAGGCAGGCGCAAAGCCCUCUCCACCUGUGGCUCCCACAUUGCCGUGGUCAUUAUCUUUUUCGGCCCCUGUACUUUUAUGUACAUGCGCCCUGAUACUACCUUUUCAGAGGAUAAGAUGGUGGCUGUAUUUUACACCAUUAUCACUCCCAUGUUAAAUCCUCUGAUUUAUACGCUGAGAAAUGCAGAAGUAAAGAAUGCAAUGAAGAAACUGUGGGGCAGAAAUGUUUUCUUGGAGGCUAAAGGGAAAUAG